This is a messenger RNA of Camelina sativa (false flax), 1176 nucleotides long. The record is from RefSeq and is a predicted model, not a curated record. NCBI's taxonomy places the organism in Eukaryota, Viridiplantae, Streptophyta, Magnoliopsida, Brassicales, Brassicaceae.
AUGACCGAAGACCGAAAGAUUAAGAACGUUGAAGAGAUAAUAUAUAAAGACAAGAUUAGUGAGUUACCGGAAGAUUUGCUUGUAACGAUAUUGAGUCUUAUCCCAACAAAAGACGCAGUGGCCACCAUGUUUCUUUCGAAACGAUGGCUCUCUGUCUGGACGAUGAUACGAACACUUGAGUACAAAGACAUCGACGAAAUGAAAACGAGCGUUUGGAACUUUCUUGACAAAUCGAUGCAACUCCAUAAGGCACCUGUAAUAGACCACUUGUGCGUCAAACUCGGUCAAUCAUGUCCUACUGAUGUUGAUGUCGUAAAGUGGGUUGCAAACGCUGUCUCUCGUUGCUUGCUUGACCUAGAAUUCGUGCUCUCCUGGUCUGCAGAUCCAACCAGCUUGCCCUAUAGCCUUUACUCCUGCGAAUCUCUCGUGACAUUGACUCUCUGCCACAAGAUUCUCGUGGAUGUUCCUUCUCCAUCAUGCCUACCAUCCCUUAGAGAGCUCGAUCUAGACUGUGUGGUGUAUAAAGACGAGGAUUCUAUUGUUAGGUUCUUAUCGGGCUGCCCCGUUCUGAAGUGUCUAUACGUGAAGCGGAAAAAGACUGAUAAUGCGAAAAAGUUCACUAUAAAAGUUCCUUCUUUAUUGGAAUUAGAUUAUAUUAAUCGUUUGUUUGAUUAUGAUUUAGACGAUGCCCUCGUUAUCGAUACUCCGAGAUUAGAGGACUUUAGCAUCUGUGAUUUUUUUGGAGACUUUAGCUCGAUCGAGAAUAUGCAUUUUCUCAAGUGUGCAUAUAUCAGUCUUGACACUUGCACUAGUGAAAAGAUUAUAAGUUCUGUUUCUUCGGUCUCAUCUCUUGAGUUCUUUUUGUCUGAUGAAAUGGAUUGGGGAUCAGCCAAGGAUAUUACACUUUCAUGGAAUCAACCGAUCUCCACUCCCGGAUGCUUGUCGUCGCAGCUCGAAACCUUUAAGUGGAAAGAAUAUAGGGGAACAGAAGGAGAAGAACAGUUCUUGAGAUACGUCUUAGCCAGCUCUAAGUGUUUAAAUACCACGAUAAUCUCUUUGGAGUACACCUUGGAAAGGAAUCAUGAAGAGAAACAUCUGAUGAUGGAGAAGCUGAAAGAUAUUCCUAGGGCUUCAACAACAUCUCAGCUAUUGUUUGAAUAUAUUUCGUUCAUUUAA